GCUCCGCUGGACCCGAAGAGGGGAAGUGAAGUGAAGUUGCCUCCGUCGUCGACCUGCAGCUUCCACCUGGAGGAGGAGGUAGAGGAGGAGGAGGAGGCGGCAGCGCGCGCUCAGAGACCGAUACACAACUCAUCUGCCUCUCAAUCGAAACCAAACUGUGUCCAUCGCUGUCUGCACCCUCUGGACUGUCAUCUCCAAACAAAACAGAUUCAAGGCUUGUAGCCUUUUGAUUUAAUUACAUCAACACUGAAUGUCUUUGUUAUGCAAAUCUGACAGUAACAAAUGGCUGAUUCUCAUCCUCAUCACUUAUUUCUUUUUAAUCUGAUUAAUGACACUUGUCUCAAACAAAACUUCUAAUCAGCUCAUGGACAAUGAAGGAACAAUAGUGGGUGAAAAAGACAUGGCAUCAAACGAUGACUCGCCCAUGGAACAAAUGAAAUUUGAUGACGAGAUCACAGUAAACAACUACGCUGACUCUGAAUCAGAGACAGCCUUUCUCCUGGAUGAGUGCACCCAAUACCCAACGAAGGAAAUGGACCAGGUGGUCAUGGACAACUUGGGGCGGCUUUUUGAGCACUGCAUCCAGAAAGUGUCUUGUCUGGAGGAGCAGAGGGACGAGCUGGUACGCGAGCUCCUCCGCCUGCAGGAGCCCUUCCUGCGAGUUGUGGAGCACCUGAGAAGAAAGCUGGUGGAGGCACAGAAGCUGCUCACGCUAUCUCAGCUGGAUUACACGUCUGUGUUUGAAGAAGUGCAGCGGGUGAAGAGGAAACUGUUUGCAGCAGCCAGAGACUGCAUCCAGAGCCAGGUGACACUGGCCAAACAGGAGUAUGAGGUGGCUCAGUCUGCAGUUACUCAGGAAGAACUCGAGGCUCGCAUCCAAAAUCUGAUCCAGGAGUUGUCCCAGCUCCCAGAGCUUCACCGAAACCAGUUUAACUCUCUGAAGGACCAGAUCACAAAGCCCUGCAGACCCAGGGCCAUGACUGACGUCAGCCAGUGCCGCCAAGCUUCCGUCAGGCUCCAGCGGCGGCUCAGUGGCAGCGUGACGGCACUGGAAGGCUGGUACGAGCCUCGGCUCCUGGCCCUGCUGAAGAGGCGGCAGCUUGGAGAGGAGGCUUUGAGAAAGAGCAGGGAGCAGGCGAAGGACCUGAGGGCCAGACUGGGCCCACUGAGAGAGGACAUCCAGAGACUGGAAGUGCAGAGAUCCUGUCUGGAACAGAGGAUCUCUCUCAUGGAGAGGGAGAGGCAUGACAGCAACACACAGCACAAGGAGACUGUGGAAACAUUAAGAGAAACCCUAAGGGAACUGGAAGUGGAGUUUGAAGUUCAAAGAAAAUCCGAGGAAUAUUUGGAGGCUCUUAAAGAUGGUCUUCUGACAGAGCUGACAUUUCUGAGAGGCCGUGACGAAGCCAACAAAACCACUGCUGAAGAGAAACCUUAACUUUCUAUUUACAGUGAAUAUUAAAUUACCGGCAAGCCUCAUGUGGCUAAAGCGGUAGAAGACGGAUCUACACCAGACCAAACUGUGUCAAGCAGCUGAUUAUGCUGAGCAUUUGUUCUCAUCUACAGGCUCAUAAAGUCAUCUCACAGACAACUCUCAACUUCAUGUACGACAUAAGGCAUGAGAGAUUAAAUGUAAAUAUUUUUAUUAUGAAUAUGCUUAAAGUCAUCAGAUGCAGCACAGG
Messenger RNA from Solea senegalensis (Senegalese sole), 1682 nucleotides. Its product is annotated as syncoilin-like. The record is from RefSeq and is a predicted model, not a curated record. Gene Ontology annotation, cellular component: intermediate filament. Lineage: Eukaryota; Metazoa; Chordata; Actinopteri; Pleuronectiformes; Soleidae. Bases 329 to 1438 code for a protein of 369 amino acids. The transcript has 6 exons.